GCAUUUCCUUAUAUUUUAAAAGCUAUAAGCUAUAAUUAUCAACAAGUAUAAAAACCUUAUCUAUUUCAUCAAGAUAACGUGGGUUAAAUUUAAACCAACAAAACAUUUUAAUUUGAAAGUUUAGGUUCCAAAAUAUGGGUUAUUAGAGGCAUUGACAAGAAAGAAAGAAGAAUGGCGUUGAUGAGAAGCAUGAUUCGUUCGGCCAUGGCUUUACAACCCUUGCUACCCCGGCCUUGUAUCCUCACGCCCAUUCACAUUGCCUCUCGCCGCUUUCGUCCUCCGCAACCGCCUACCUCUUGCUCUCACCAUGAAUCGACGCCGUCUCACGACCAUCAAGAACCUUCCGAGGUAUCCAAGAACGGUGGCACCCACGCUGAUUACGAUGAGUGGCUCGCAUUGGAUCAGAAGGUCAACUCGUAUCCAAGUGUUCGAGGGUUCACCGCAAUUGGAAUUGGAGGUGAUGAUUUUGUGCAAGCCAUGGUCCUUGCCGUUCAAUCUGUCAUCCAACACCCAAUUCCUCAGGGAUGUGUGAAGCAGAAGUCAUCAUCGGGGGGCAAAUAUGUAUCUGUAAAUAUUGGACCCAUUGAAGUUGUUUCCAGUGAGCAGGUCAUUUUGGCUGUUCUUUCCUUUUCUCCCUUUCAAUACUGGAAGAGUAAAUAUUCAUAGCUUAUUUUUACCUGGGUGGAGGGUCCAAGCUGUAUAUAAUGCCAUGAGAAGGGAUGACAGGAUGAAAUACUUUUUAUAAUAAGUCAGAUUCUAUUUUUAGAUAUCAAGGUAUGUCUAAUCAUGGCUGCUUUCUACUUAGGUCAAUUUUAUUCUCUAAUUAACCCAGGAUAACCAAUACAUAUCCCUGUAGUAAUCAGGAUGAAAGUUGGUUAUGUUUUUAUAUUCUCUGAAGAUGUGGCACACCAACUGUAUGACUUCCUAGUAUUAGUUUUGAUAGUAUAAUAGAUAUUGUUAAUUCCCUUUUAUUGAUGACCUGGUUUUAGUUAAAACUAUAAAAGAGCUUCUUUCAUGUAUAAAUAACUGGAUGUCAUGUCAUCCUGAUAUUUUUAGUAUUUUUAGUAACUACUCAAAUUUGAGUUUUUGUAAAAUGAAAAAUAGUUGUAGGAGAGAUAAUCUCUAUUGUAAGUCGACUCGGUUGAUUUAGAUUAGUCACGUUUCAAUUUGCUUC
This is a messenger RNA of Arachis ipaensis, 1174 nucleotides long. RefSeq lists its product as uncharacterized. Lineage: Eukaryota; Viridiplantae; Streptophyta; Magnoliopsida; Fabales; Fabaceae. The record is from RefSeq and is a predicted model, not a curated record.